Musa acuminata AAA Group (dessert banana) is the source of this 2350-nucleotide messenger RNA. RefSeq names its product zinc finger protein 6-like. Gene Ontology annotation, molecular function: DNA-binding transcription factor activity. The coding region runs from base 1267 to 1857 and encodes 196 amino acids. NCBI's taxonomy places the organism in Eukaryota, Viridiplantae, Streptophyta, Magnoliopsida, Zingiberales, Musaceae. The record is from RefSeq and is a predicted model, not a curated record. The transcript has 3 exons.
AUCGAACAGAGACUCCGCAAAGAUCUGCCAAAGCAUUAUUAUUGUUCAAGCAGGACCACCUGUUGCAGAAAAAUAGCGACAAAGUGUUUGGUGUGUUUGCAGCUAGUGUCCUCUUAAUUACUGCAAUAGCUUUUUCCUGCUAUAUAAUGGCCAUAGUCAAUCUAAUUUACAGAUCCAUCUUAAUCUUCAUAGCUGAGAAUCCGACUUCAGCAUAUUGAUCAAUUAUUGGGGUUUCAGUAGUUGAUCGUACUCUUGAAGUUCCAACAUGUUCCAAUAUGUUCGAUGUUACAUAAUUCUGGUGUGGUGUAGUUUCAGCAUGUUGAAUGUUUUAUUUACCUCUUGGAAUCAUUAUGAUGGUACGACGUAAAGAAUCAAGUUGUGAUUGCUCUGCCCCCCAUCCAGGCAAUAUUUACUCACAGGUGACUGUUGUCCCACCGAAGACUGGACAUUUUGUUGGUGGGCAACUUUUGUCCGAACUCGAAGGGUGGUGGGUCCAUUGCCAUCAAAUGUUGCCGUCUCUCAAGUUCUCAUCCUACUUGUGGGGUUCACUGUAACCCAUACUGUUGCAGGUCUGACUUGGUAUAGCCGAGUCCCACUCGCCAAUAGCUUUUAACCAAAUGACUAGGUACUCAUUCUAUCUCUCUCUCUCUCACCUCAUUUGGUAUACUCGCUGUUGUUUAAGGAACAUGGUGAAAUUGAAGAAUAAUGGAAAGUUAUAUAUUGAGUGCUGCUACAAACCUUCAAGGGCUUCAGGUACUUGAAAAGCUAACUGUAGAGUUUGCUGGCCACAACUGAAGGUUUCUAAUGGCCACCUCAGGAGAAGCCUCUUUGAGAUGCACAGCAUGUGUUUGUUGGAAAGUUCAGCAACUGUUGCCCCUCAGAAAAGGCAUUUUGGCCGUGUAGAUGUCAUCAUCUUUUGAGUGCUGCUACAAACCUUCAAGGGCUUCAGGUACUUGAAAAGCUAACUGUAGAGUUUGCUGGCCACAACUGAAGGUUUCUAAUGGCCACCUCAGGAGAAGCCUCUUUGAGAUGCACAGCAUGUGUUUGUUGGAAAGUUCAGCAACUGUUGCCCCUCAGAAAAGGCAUUUUGGCCGUGUAGAUGUCAUCAUCUUUUGACACGAUUGUCCAACCCAUGAGUGACCCCUUUGGCAUUUUAGGAAGCGGCUUGCUCUUCUGUCGCUCGCUUGCCUUAAAAACUGAUAAGAGAGCGUGCCGACUCCCAUCCCAACAAGACUUGGAAGCUGAAAGCUGAAGAAGAAGAAGAAGAUGGAAACUCCUCCGUCAGAGCUGCUGCCGCCGCAACCUGGUGUCGAUCUCUCCCUCACCUUGGCUCAGUCUUCGACCAGCGGCGCUGACAGUGGCAGUGGCAGUGGCCAUGACCGUGACGCAAGGGACGUCAGGCUCUUCCCUUGCCUCUUCUGCAACAAGAAGUUCCUCAAGUCCCAGGCUCUUGGCGGCCACCAGAACGCCCACAAGAAAGAGCGAAGCGUGGGGUGGAGUUCACACCUCUACCUCCCACCCCCUGCCACCGUCGCCGUCCCUCCUCACCACCUGAACCCCUAUUCCUUCCCCAUCGCCUCCCACUCGUGCAAGCCUGCUGCCUGCACCAGCCACGGCCUGUCUGACGGCUAUGGUGCCCCCCGCUUGGUGGCCGACCGCGGUGGCCUCGCGUUCCCACCGCCACCGAUGAGCUGCUCCGCCUGGUGCAACGAGACCAUCGACCUCCUGAAUUGGCAGCGGGCUUCCCACCCCCACCGGCCAUCAUCACCACACCUCCCUUCUCCUCCUCCUCCUACUCCUCCCGUUUCAUCCCAUGGUGACGACAAGGCCAUGCUCGAUCUCUCCCUAAAGCUCUAAUCCUUAAGGACAGUGUUUGCUGCAGUACGAAGUCAGUAGCCGAUUACUACUUGUUUUCUGCUCCGUGUCGUCUUCCGUAAGUGGCUCUGCUGCAGCCAUGGAAAGAAGUCUGUGCAUGAUACGUCCAUAAGCUUCUUCUGUGCAUGGUGGGUGGUGGGACGUCGACACAACGUGGAGGUCACAUCAUGUUCCCUUCCACUCAAGUUAUUCAUCACCUUUGUUUGAAAAGUUAAGCCCAUCAAUCAACCUGCGUUUGGGCCAUCCUGCGUCUUUUCAAGAGCAUGAUGGAGCUGAGGACAUGAUUGGGAUCCCCUCUCUUUCUCUCUCUCUCUCUCCCUCCCUCGAUGGACGUGCAGAUUGGGCGCCCUGCCAUGGCCGUGUGGUGUGGGAUUAGCACAUUACCGAGUGUUUUGAUGUAACACCGAGUGAUUGAUUUGAGGUCUCAAACAGUGUGAUGCAUCAUGCCUAACACGGUUGAUUGCCAUUCCAAACU